Aureobasidium vineae is the source of this 1296-nucleotide messenger RNA. Lineage: Eukaryota; Fungi; Ascomycota; Dothideomycetes; Dothideales; Saccotheciaceae. The record is from the annotation of a GenBank genome assembly.
AUGCGAUCUGGGCAACUAUUGUGGUGGCACAUGGGAAGGACUGAUCAAGCACUUGGACUAUAUACAAGACAUGGGCUUCACGGCUGUUGGUACCAGAGUCUUUCGUUUCCACGAAUACUGACUGGCGGACAGGNUGUGGAUUUCACCCGUAGUGAAAAAUCUGAAUGCUUCUACAGCCGAUGGGUCCAGCUACCACGGAUACUGGGCACAGGACAUCUACGCAGUAAACACCAACUUCGGUUCCGCGGCAGAUCUAGUAUCACUGUCAGACGCUCUACACAAAAGAGGGAUGCAUGGAGCUUUNGCUGGGAAGGCGACAACACUGUAUCAUUGCCCGACCUUCGCGUAGAAGACUCGAAUGUGCAAGACAUGUGGGCAACAUGGAUCAAACAGCUAGUUGCAAAUUACACAAGUAAUAACCCACUCGCCCUUCCAAAACAUCAAAAAGCUAACCCACUCCAGNUCGACGGCCUCCGCAUCGACAGCGCAGCCGAAGUAAGCAAACCCUCCCUAAAAAACUUUGAAACAGCAGCCUCCAUCUAUGCCAUUGGAGAAGUCUUCAACAACAACGCCGACUAUGUCUGCGGCUAUCAAGACUCCAUCUCAGGCCUGAUGAACUACCCAAUGUACUACAACAUAACCUCCGCCUUUGCAUCCACUUCCGGCAGCAUCAAAGCCUUGGAGCAAGGCAUCAAUAUCAUGAAAUCCACCUGCAAAGAUGUAACUCUACUAGGCUCUUUCCUGGAGAAUCACGACAACCCACGCUUCCCCUCAUUGACUUCAGACAUGAGUUUGGCAAAAAACGCAAUCGGGUUCGCAAUGUUGGCAGAUGGCAUCCCUAUCGUCUAUCAAGGUCAAGAACAGCAUUUCUCUGGCGCAUCGACACCAGCACAACGCGAACAGUUGUGGAAAUCUGGAUACGAUAAAAAUGCCGUUUUGUACAAACAUGUCAGCAAUUUAAACGCUAUACGCACACUGGCCAUACAAAACGACGAUGGGUACUUGAGCUAUAACGCGUAUCCGGUGUGGACGAAUGACCAUAUUAUUGUGAUGAGGAAAGGGAAUAAUGAUACGCAGGUUAUUGGUGUGUUUAGCAAUUUUGGUGCGCAAGGCAGUGCGAAUUUUACGUUGUUGGCUACAAGUUCGGGGUUUGAUGCUGGGAUGGAGGUUACGGAUGUGUUGGCUUGUGACAAGUUUACGACGGAUGGGAAAGGUGAUUUGGAGGUUAAGAUUGAGGGUGGUGAGCCUUUGGUUUUGUAUCCGACCAAGCAGCUCGAGGGGAGUGGGAUGUGUUGA